Fibroporia radiculosa is the source of this 3261-nucleotide messenger RNA. RefSeq lists its product as uncharacterized. Gene Ontology annotation, molecular function: chitin synthase activity. NCBI's taxonomy places the organism in Eukaryota, Fungi, Basidiomycota, Agaricomycetes, Polyporales, Fibroporiaceae. Gene Ontology annotation, cellular component: cell periphery; cell septum. The coding region runs from base 1 to 3261 and encodes 1086 amino acids. The record is from RefSeq and is a predicted model, not a curated record. The transcript is spliced from 20 exons.
AUGGCCGGUCGCAGGAAACCCGCUCCAGACUAUACUCAAGUCAGCAGCCGAAGCGUUGCUGAAGCACCUUUCCAGGUCUCAUUGACUGACGACCAGCCCGUGGUACGAUACACCCUGACAGACCGCUCUGACCCUGCUCCCGCAAUGUCCAACCACUCUGGAUUAGAUCAAGCACGCUUUUCACAGCCGCGAUUUUCCAAGACAUCUCCCGUCCGCAAUCCGUCUUUGCCGACUGUAGCUGAGGCCACCGAGGACGGGUCAAAUGCAGAAGAUGGAUCUUCCAUCUCUAAGGAGAGUAUGUCCUCUGGGGCUACGUACGUCGGCCAAGAUGGUGCAUACUACGAUGAAUCCAAGGGCUAUUCCGGCAUGGAGCCCAAUCCGAAACUGGCGUUUAACCACAACACAUUGCCUACCAUCACUUCCGGACAGCCGUUGCAAUGGGAAUACGCACAACCUGCACCUGGUGAUGACCCUUUUGUUGACCAACGACAAUAUGCGCAACCCCUAGAGAACGCGCCGAACCAGACGUACGCGCCACCUACUUACCCAUAUAUGCACACUGGCAGCAGUUGGCAGUCGCCAACAAGACCAACAUCUGCCUACAGCACCACAUCUGUUGGGCUAUCUUCACAACCGAAUGUUACAGGUCAUGGGUACCAGCCGGAGUUAGAUACUACUUAUACAGGCUCUCGCAGCACUAUAGACCAUUUCCAACAUGAUACAGAAGCAUACGCCUCGGGGGCCUAUUCUCGUGCGUCUUAUCGUCCGCCGCGGUCUCGAUCUCCUACCCCUGCAGUAGACGAUGAGGACUACCACAUAGUGGGCAAUGGUAGCGUCCACUACACCGGUCACUCCCCAAAUCGGCAGCCCCAAUCGUACGACUAUGAGAAGGUCGCUUUGCAAGAACAAGACCUUAGCUACCAUCAGCAUUAUCUAACGUACGACGGGGACCACGAGUCGCUGUAUACAGAAUCUGAGAAAACAUCGCUUUCUAGCGGGGCAUCGCCGCAUCUAGAGCCAGAGACACCCGUCAACACCCGCCAUUUUGGACCAGCCCCCAUGGGCCGCAUUUUGCGCCGACAUAAGACCAAAAAGCGGGUGCAACUCACCAACGGAAAUUUGGUUGUAGACCUAGACGUACCGCCUAAACUUGUAUUGCCACGCAAAGGAGAGGCAGAGAUGAUGAAGACGAGAUAUACGGCUGUAACGGGAGAUCCAAACGACUUUGAGAAAAAUGGAUUCUUUUUGCGACAAAAUGAGAGCGGUAGGACGACAGAACUUUUCAUCGUCAUCACCAUGUAUAACGAGGACGAGGUAUUAUUUUGUAGGACAAUGUACGGCGUGAUGCAAAAUAUCUCACACCUGUGUUCGCGCAAGCACUCCAGAAUAUGGGGUCAAGAUGCCUGGAAAAAGGUCGUUGUUUGUAUCGUAGCAGAUGGCCGCAAAAAGGUUCAUCCGCGCGUCCUGGACUGUCUAACACUGCUUGGUGUGUAUCAGCCGGGCGAUCAUAUGAAAAAUAUGGUCAACAAUAAGCCUGUGACUGCCCAUCUCUUCGAGUACACCGCCUCCUUCGGACUGGAUCCCAAUCUGCACUUCAAAUAUCCGGAUAAGGGGAUUGUGCCGACGCAGAUCUUGUUCUGUAUGAAGGAGAGGAAUCAGAAGAAGAUAAACAGUCACCGUUGGUUCUUCAAUGCCUUCGGGCCCAUGUUGCAACCGAAUGUCUGCGUACUUCUAGACGUCGGUACGCGCCCGGGACCCAAGAGCAUCUAUCAUCUUUGGAAAGCAUUUGACCUGAACUCGAAUGUUGCUGGGGCUUGCGGUGAAAUCGCUGCUUAUAAAGGGAAGCAUUGGUCAGCCUUGCUAAAUCCGCUCGUGGCGGCGCAAAAUUUCGAAUACAAGAUCGCAAAUAUUUUGGACAAACCAACGGAAUCACUAUUCGGUUAUAUUAGUGUCUUGCCCGGAGCAUUCUCUGCCUAUCGAUACAUCGCGCUGCAAAAUAACAAGCAGGGAAAGGGCCCUUUGGCCUCAUAUUUCAAAGGAGAGGUUUUGCACGGUCGCGAUACAGAUAUCUUCACCUCGAACAUGUACCUCGCCGAGGACCGUAUUCUGUGUUUUGAACUUGUAGCAAAAGCAAAUUCGAACUGGAUCCUGAAAUAUGUCAAGAGCGCAAUCGCUGAGACUGACGUGCCUGAUGCAUUGCCGGAGUUCAUCAGCCAGCGGCGGCGGUGGUUGAAUGGAUCUUUCUUCGCCGCCACGUACGCCAUCGCUCACUUGGGGCAGAUUUUGCAUUCCGGCCACAGCAUAGGUCGAAAAUUCAUGCUGAUUAUGGAGACCAUCUACAACGUGAUUAACCUCAUUGCGGCUUGGUUCGCCAUUGGCAAUUUUUACUUGUUCUUUAUUAUUCUCACCUCGUCCCUGGAAACACCCUCAUUUGGUAUGACGGGACUGAAGUACUUCAACGCUGUUAUUCAGUUUGUGAUGGGAGGAAUCGUUGUAGGGUGCUUCCUCUUCUCUAUGGGAAAUAAACCGAAAGCAUCGAAGUGGAAAUACAAACUUUCUGCGAUCAUGUUGUCGAUAAUGAUGGUCUAUCUCCUCUUCAGCGCCGUCAUGGUUGCCGUAGAGGCAGCUGGCUCGGGCGGUGUUGCAUACACCACUAUGGUAUUCAGUAUUAGCGUAACUUACGGAGUAUAUGUGCUAUCAAGCUUCUUGGCACUAGACCCUUGGCAUAUCUUCACCAGCUUCAUCCCCUACCUGCUCCUCUCUCCUACAUAUAUCAACAUUUUGAAUAUUUAUGCAUUUUCGAAUCUAGACGAUAUUUCUUGGGGAACAAAACAAGACACUGAACUAGAAUCCGAUCUCGGCGCAGUCAUUCAGAACAGCAACUCCCAAGUCGACGUCGAAGUGCUGACUGACGCGGCAGACGUCAAUGGUAUGUACGAGGAGUCGCUGCUUAAUCUGAAACACAAGAAGCCCGUUCCAAAAAGUAGCACCGGAAACAGCUUGGCUGAGAAGGAACAAGCAGCGAAGGACUACUACGCCAAUGUUCGCACCAAUGUUCUCCUCAGUUGGGUUUUGUCGAACGCCCUUCUUUUGGUAGCUAUCCUCGGCGGGGGCGAUGCUGUUAGCACAUUCAGCGAUAAUAGUUCGUUCAGCCGCACUAAAGCAUAUAUGACUUUUAUUCUGGCGUUUGUUGCGAUCACGACUUCUAUUCGCUUCUCUGGCUCGACGAUGUAUCUCAUCGCGAGAGUCUUCACAGGCUAA